CAUGUUGAGCCACCCCGCAUGUGAAACCCUCCAGAAUAUCGAUUUAGACGUCCAAGAGGCUCCCAAUACAAUAUCGCAGCACUUAACCAUCCGAAUUUCGAAAAGGCACCAUUUAUAACUACCGCUUACCAGAGGAGGUUCUACUACCCUCAACCCAGCGGACCCGGUUACACCCGACUCGACUAUGGCUUCCGCCGGCGCAUCAGCUGCUUCGGCACCGGUGGUUGAGGUGGGAACCAUGUCAGCCAGCACCGACGCCGCCGAAGCAGGCCCAUCCGGCGGGACGGCGGCUCCGCCGUCGAGCAGCGGCACCACCUCCCACCACAGCCACCUCCUCCCCAGCCCGUCCUUCUCCUCGCGCUCCCACGCGGGAGGAGGCAGCGGCGGCGCGCAGUCCCAGCUCAGCCCGCGCGCCCCGACGACGGCGCCCACGUCCGUGACGCACCACCACCACGACAACCAGAACGCGCUGCUGCUGCUGCACCCCAACCUCCCCAGCCCGUCCAGCCCCCAGCAGACCGCCCAGGCCCGCGCCGCCCUCGUCGGCACCAUCAGCAACUUGCUCGACUCGGAGCUGCAGAGCAGGGCGGAGCUGCUGCAUCAGAACGCGCGCGCCCUGGAGGGGCAGGAGAGGGAUGUCGCCAAGGCGACGGAGGCGCUGAGGAAGGAGAACGACAAGCUCCUCAAGGUGGUCAGGGAGGGCAGCAGGAAGGUGCUCGAGACGGGCAACGUGCAGAACUGGGCCGAGGUCCUCGAGCGGGACUUCCUCGUGCUCGAGGACACCAUGAGGCGCGUCAGGAGGGGCCCCUGCAGCGACCCCGACUGCAGCGGCUGCUCGUCCGGGACCGGGAGCUGGAGCGGCUCGCGCACGCCCAGCCGGCGGGGCAGCUUUGGCGACGCGGAUGGUCCCGAUGGGCCGGGGCCGCCGGGCAGAGGCACGGACAAAGGCAAAGGCAAAAUGGUCGAGGAGGUGGUCGUGCCAGGUCUGCGCGGUGCGGACGGGGAGAUGGACAUUGAUGAGGUGGCGGCGCAGAGGGAGUCGAGCGGGCGGCAAGACGGCUCGUUUGCGACGGUGAAUAACGCCAUAGUGGCCAGUAUCAGUGAGGCCAUGGCGGCCAGUAUUGGUGACAUGGAGGAGCCCUCGUGUAUCGAGCCGCGGCAGGAACUAGAGACGGGACCGGAGGGACUUUCAGAAAUGGUAGUCGACGUCGACCAGGGAGAGGACAGGCCGGGGGCUGUCGAGUCUGUCGAGAGGGUCGUGACAGACUCGACAGAGAUGGACGUGGACGACCGGUCAAGAAUUCCGGUCGUGGUCCCCAACACCUUGGACGAAAGGGAAAUACAAGCACUUGAGGCCAUCGGUCUUUCGCCAGAGUUGAACUCAUCGCAUUCAACAGAUCAGCGGAUAACAGACGUCGAUGCAGAUGGGAUUCCCGUCAAUGAGGACAAGAUGGAUAUCGACGCAUCGGAUGGCACUGUCAAUAAAUAGGCCGAGCUGCACCGCUGGGCUACAUAGUAAUGAGAUGAACACGGGGUUGGAUGCGGACGAGAGUACGAUUGAGGCUCUGGUGACCUUCAGACAUGAAUAGGCCAUGAUCACAUCUGCAAGUCAGACACGACUAUGUUUCUGCUACGGCUUCUUGUCUUGGGAACACAUCCAAUAGGAAUUAUUCUGA
Messenger RNA from Truncatella angustata, 1676 nucleotides. RefSeq lists its product as uncharacterized. The coding region runs from base 185 to 1489 and encodes 434 amino acids. Lineage: Eukaryota; Fungi; Ascomycota; Sordariomycetes; Amphisphaeriales; Sporocadaceae. Gene Ontology annotation, biological process: endosomal transport. The transcript has 2 exons. Gene Ontology annotation, cellular component: BLOC-1 complex. The record is from RefSeq and is a predicted model, not a curated record.